AUGAAGUCAAUUAGUGGAAAAGAAAUUGUGAUUGUGGGUAAGCGUAAAGAUUACUUGUCAAAUGUAAUCUCUGUUAUGGUCUCCGAAAGAUUGAGAGCGAAGGUGUUUUUCAAGAUUGAUUUGAGGUCGGGGUAUUAUCAGCUUAAAGUGAAGGAUUCAGAUGUGCCUAAGACUGCAUUUAAGACUAGAAAGGAUUAUGUGGUAUACAGUGAUGCAUCUCACAUGGGUCUUAGAUAUGUGUUAAUGGAGGAGGCUGUAGUUUUCACGCUUAAGUUCUGGAGACAUUAUCUUUAUGGAGAGAAGUGUAUUAUUUACAGGGAUCACAAGAGUCUUAAGUAUCUACUCACCCAAAAAGAGUUGAACUUAAGAUAUCGUAGGUGGAUUGAGCUACUUAAAUAUUAUGAUUGUACCAUUGAGUACCACCCUGAUAAGGCUAGUGUGAUAGCCAAUGCUCUUAUCUGGAAGGUGAUGAUUGAACUUAGAGCAAUGUUUGCCAGAUUGAGUUUGUUUGAAGAUGACCUCAUUUUGAUUGAUAAAAUAAAGGAAAAUCAACCUUUGGAUGUUUCUUUAUUGCCUUAUCUUAAGCAAGUUGAGAAUGGUUCAACGAAUGAUUUUAGGUUUAAUGCUGAUGGUGUUUUAUGUUUUAGAGGAAGAUACUAUGUACUGAAUGAUGAAGAUUUGAGGAAAUAUCGCUCAGAUCCAUCUCAUGUGGUUUGGGUGGAAGAGAUUGAGGUAAGAUCAGAUUUGUCUUUUGAGGAGGAGCCUAUGAAAAUUUUAGAUCAUGAAAUUAAGAUUAUGAGAAAAAAAUCAAAUACCUUUGGUCAAGGUUCUAUGGCGGAAUCAUGGUUCUGA
This is a messenger RNA of Gossypium raimondii (Peruvian cotton), 852 nucleotides long. RefSeq lists its product as uncharacterized. NCBI's taxonomy places the organism in Eukaryota, Viridiplantae, Streptophyta, Magnoliopsida, Malvales, Malvaceae. The transcript is spliced from 5 exons. The coding region runs from base 1 to 852 and encodes 283 amino acids. The record is from RefSeq and is a predicted model, not a curated record.